AUGAGUUGGCGAAGUAACCUUCCAGGCUCAUAUCCUGUUAAUCCUCCUACAUCUCCAGGAUUACUUAGAGAUCCCAAUUCUAAUGUCGUAGCGUCAAAGGUAUUAGAACAUGAUCUUUUAGAGGGAUUCGAAGAGAAAUAUAUCAUGAAUCAAAAGAGUAAACAUCAACUGAAUAUCUUUUCUCAAUUAGAUAAUCUAGUAUACAUAUUAGUAGGGUAUCAAUUUAUAAAAUAUGCACAUUCGGCAUGUCUACUACCAAUAUUAUUACAUAUAUCAUUACAGAAAGUUGUUGGUAAUCAAGUUGUACGAAAUAAUAGUAAUGGAAGAGUGGGUGGAAUACUAGGGUUAUUAAUGUUAGCCAAUGAUGAUGAUGAUAUUGAUCUUGAACUAAGAAAUCAAAUAAAGGAUAUAGUAAUGACAAAAACUUGUUCGGCCAUUUAUUGGAAAACUGUAUUUACCAUAUUUUAUCAUAGUUUAUUUAUUAUGGCAUGGGUAAUGCCUAUAACUAAUCAUAAUAGAUUAAGCCAAAUAGAACAUGGAACUUGGUGGUUUAUAUCAUUUAUUGGUGAAGAUACACCUAAUGAUAUUACAUCCACUUCCAGUUAUUGGACCAAACUAAGUAAAUUAGGAUUACCAGGUUUGAUUAUAACUGAUCUUAUUAUAUUAUUUAUACAAUUGGUACUAUACCAAUGCAUUUAUAAACAAUCUACAUAUUUAAAUCAAGAUAGAAGUAUAAAUGAAAGAGAAAUCUUUUUAGUUAGGGCAGUAGGUGAUUCAGGUAAAGCAGAUGAUAGUAUCAAUAUUCAUGCAGAGUAUCCUUUAGUAUUGAAAGUGAAAUUGUAUGAAUGUUUUAUGUCUGAAGCAUUUAUACCGGAUAUUCACCAGUAG
Scheffersomyces amazonensis is the source of this 888-nucleotide messenger RNA. RefSeq lists its product as uncharacterized. The coding region runs from base 1 to 888 and encodes 295 amino acids. The transcript has a single exon. The record is from RefSeq and is a predicted model, not a curated record. NCBI's taxonomy places the organism in Eukaryota, Fungi, Ascomycota, Pichiomycetes, Serinales, Debaryomycetaceae.